AUGGCACAACCCCUCCUCCUCAUCGGCCAGGCGGCCGUCUGCGGCUACGUGUUAGCCCAGUGUGGUGGCAAGAAGAAAGGAGACGACGAUGUGCUUUUUUGUUAUCUCAGGCUUGCCUCCGUUCGGAUUUCCGUUACCGAUAUUGUCAUUCAGGAAGGAGACAGCAGCGCAAGCGCUCCCCCUAGCGCUCCUCCCGGUGCCCCUCCUGGCGCGGCAAAAUCGAAGCCUGGCACGCCCGGGAAAGCGCCUGCCGCGGCCGGCGGCGGUGGCGGCGCCGCCCCGGCUGCGCCACCUGCUAACGCGCCGAAAGCGCCGGCACAGGGCGGCAUUGCCGGAACCCACGACCCGAACUAUCAGACGCUUGCUGGCGUCGGCGGCGAGGUUUUCGGGGCCGACAAGAAGGCUGGUGGAGGAGGCGGUGCUGCUCCUGCUCCUGCAGCUGGAGGCGGCCCGAAGGCCCCGGCUGCUGGCGGCAUCGCUGGUACCCACGAUCCGAACUACCAGACGCUGGCUGGUGUCGGGGGCGACUGCUUUGGCGCCGACAAGAAGGCGGCUGGCGGCGGUGGCGGCGGAGGAGGUGGCGGCGGUGGCGCUGGUCCGAAGGCCCCAGCGGCCGGUGGAAUCGCUGGUACCCACGACCCGAACUACCAGACGCUGGCUGGCGUUGGCGGCGACUGCUUCGGCGCCGACAAGAAGGCCGCUGGUGGAGGUGGCGGCGGAGGUGGUGGAGGCGCGGGCCCGAAGGCGCCGGCUGCUGGCGGCAUUGCUGGCACCCACGACCCCAACUACCAGACCCUCGCCGGCGUCGGCGGUGACUGUUUCGGGGCCGACAAGAAGGGC
Molecule: messenger RNA, 840 nt
Organism: Mesorhabditis spiculigera
Lineage: Eukaryota; Metazoa; Nematoda; Chromadorea; Rhabditida; Rhabditidae
Source: the annotation of a GenBank genome assembly